This is a messenger RNA of Physcomitrium patens, 2747 nucleotides long. RefSeq lists its product as uncharacterized. Gene Ontology annotation, molecular function: 2 iron, 2 sulfur cluster binding. Gene Ontology annotation, cellular component: cytoplasm; membrane. NCBI's taxonomy places the organism in Eukaryota, Viridiplantae, Streptophyta, Bryopsida, Funariales, Funariaceae. The record is from RefSeq and is a predicted model, not a curated record.
GAUGGAUGUUGCCGAUCGCAAUAGCAGGGCUGGCUAUGGCGGAUUGGCCAUAGCGAGCAACAGACCGCCAUAGCCAGUAAAGCUCCCUUCAGCAUGGACAGCACGUGUGCCGCACCGGCCCUUCCACACUCUGCGCUGAAUAACGCCCUGACUCUGCCUUCGCUUUAUUCCGAUCCGUCGGUUUCAGCUGACGAGGAGGUCUAUCAUGAAGCCGGACAUGGACUCCUGGCUUGCUUGUGGCAGGGCGCGCAUACAAGUUCCGGUUUCCACAGCUUGGAGACUGCGUGGAAUCAUCGGCCACGGCAUAGCAUACAAGUGGAUGCGGCGCUUUCCUCGUGGCGUGGUUUGGUCACCGCUGGUACUUCAUCUGAUUGCAUGGACGCGUGCAAGCACAUCAUGGUCGCUUACUCUGGUUGAUUUGUACGUGGAGGUUCUUUCGAAGUGACUCAGGAUGCUAGCUUCUAUGGCGUCCUCGUUGUGUGUGAGGUUUGAUGCGCUCAACCAGCUUGCUUUACGCGGCAAUAGCUACAGCUCUCUGAUUUCACAAGAGGUUUCUAAAUGCGGAUCGCUGGAGCCUAGCACACUCAGCAAAGUUCAUCUUACAAAUCGUCAUGAAGUGCCUGGGAGCAGACGGUUUGCUAGAACCAUGGCCAGCAGUGUUCGUUCAGUUGUGGAAGUUGCAGACAAGGCAGUCGUUCCAGGUCUCCGUGAAACUGUAUGGCAUCAGCAAGAUCAGAAAGUCACCUAUCCAAAGCUGGAGAAGGAUGCCAGUGCUGAUGUGAUCGUUGUUGGGACUGGCAUUUCUGGUCUUAGCAUUGCUUACAAUUUGCUUAAGGCAGGCAAGAGCGUCAUAGUAGUCGAAUCCCGAGUAGUUGGUGCCGGCCAGACUGGCAGGUCGACGGCGCACAUCAUGCCGUGGUUCGAUGACUAUUAUCAUUUGGUGGAGAAAGUGCAUGGCUUCGAGAAUUCCAAAAAAGUGGCGGAUAGUUACCAAAAUGCCAUUUCCUGGAUUGAGCAGACUGUGAACGAGGAAAAAAUUGACUGUGAUUUUUCCCGUGUUGAUGGAUACCUUUUUCCACACGAUGAUUCUACAAGAGCUCACUCUAGACUCCAGAAGGAAUUUGAAGCUUGCCAAAAGCUUGGUCUCAAUGUUGAGAUGGUAGAUCUAGGAAGUGAUCCUUCCAGUGGAAGCAUCAGUACUGCAUUGAGAUUUCCUAAUGCUGGGCAAUUUAAUCCUAUAAAGUACUUGAAUGGACUUGCUAAAGCCGUGGCCUCGAAAGGAGGAAGAAUAUAUGAGACAACAAAGGUACGUAAGAUUGAUAACGACAAUGUGACUACUACGGAUGGUAUAACAGUAAAAGGAGGGGCUGUGGUUAUGGCCACAUACACACCACUUCACAGAGAUCAGCUCAUUCACACGUUUCAACAACCGGAGUACUUCUACGCUAUUGGCCUCAAGCUGCCCAAAGGAUCUGUUAAAAAAUCGCAAUGGUGGGAUACAGCUACACCAUAUCACAAUGUACGGAUUGAGGAGAGGGAAGAUUAUGACAUCUUAGUCGUUGGUGGAGAGGAUCACAAUUCAGGUAUGAAAUUGGAGGAUUACCAGGAUGCCCACAGCAACCUCGAGAAAUGGGCGAAGAAGCGUUGGACAUCUGCUGGUGAAGUGCUGUACAAAUGGACCGGCCAGGUUUACAAGCCUGUGGAUUAUGUACAUUUGAUCGGGCCUGAUCCAUUGGCCAACACAACUGGAGGUGUACUUGCUUACGACCAACUUGUCGCUACAGGUGAUAGUGGACAAGCGAUGACGUCUGGGACUAUAGCUGGACUUUUAAUCACUGACUUGAUAACUGGAAAGCCCAACCCAUUCGCUGAUCUCUAUAGCCCAAAGAGAGGACCGAAACCUUCAUCUGAAACCGCCUCUGGCACAGGAGUGCGAAUUUGGAACACGAUUGAGGGUAUCACAGACCUGUUGCCAAUUGCAGGUGCAGAUAAUGUGGAGAUCAGAGAUCUUGCACCUUGUGCUGGAUGUGUCAUUCAGGAUGGCAAGAGCAAAGUGGCUGUUUACAAAGAUGAGGAUGGUGUGCACAAGUACUCAGCCGUUUGCCCACAUUUGGGAUGUGUUGUGAAAUGGAACCCAAUUGACGGUGCCUUCAACUGCCCCUGCCACGGCUCUAUCUUUGAUCACCACGGAACCGUAAUAAAUGGCCCGGCAAAUGUUGACCUUCAACCCAUAGAUUGAGUGGAUUCACAGUGUACAUUAUUGAGGUACACAUGCCUUGUCUCACCUACACAUUUCAGAUCUAAAAGUGAGUUCAUUCCCACAGAUGGUAAUUUACCGCUAUCUUUAACUGGUAGUCGCACAGCCAUCCAACUCAUCUGUAAAGAGAGUAAAUGGUGAGAUUCAGGAGUACUGCCGUUGUAUAAUUUUGUUACAGCAGCAUAAUCUGUGAGGAUGCAAUUUGUGGAAUUUGCAACUUCUUGAAUCUCACCAUUUACUCUCUUUACAGAUGUAAAGAAAUUUAAACCGUUUACUCAUCUUGUUGAAGUUUCUUUUGCGGACUUUAAUAUUCUGUACCAGUAAGUAAUAUUUCUUUGCAUGUAGCUGCCAUGCCCGUCUGCCUAAUUUUCCAAUGUAGUUUCUCCUUCAGUGACUAUAAUGUCUAAAGGUAUCAGUUCCACUGAUUUUAUUUCCCAAAAUGUGAUUUGAGGUAAAUUGAUUUAAAUGUCCUAGAAUCUUGAUUAAAGUG